GGGGGAUCUCUUUCGACGUUUUUUUUUCUGGUGGGGGGUGUGGAGGCUGUACUUCCCUCAGUAAACUGCGGCAGCGUCGGUAGCCAUGAACCCCGAGAUGCUCGGCCUAGGGUUGGGAGGCUCUGUUCUGUCAGGAGGCAGCCAGAAGCAGUGGCAUGGAGAAGUCACUCAGGAUCUCCGAGACCGAUUAGUUUAUAAAUUAGUCCAAGCCAUAUUUCCUACUCCUGACCCUAGAGCACUGAGGGAUCAACAUUUCGGGAAUCUGGUGGCAUAUGCUCGGAAGGUGGAAGGGGAUAUGUAUGAAUCAGCAAACAGCAGGGCAGAGUACUAUCACUUGCUAGCAGAGAAGAUCUAUAAGAUUCAGAAGGAGUUGGAGGAGAAACGAAGAACUAGGCUGCAGAAGCAAAACAUGAUCCCAAGUGCUCCAGGCAUGCCACAGGCUCCCAUGCAUCAAGGGCCCAACAUGGGACAGCCCCAGCCAGGGAUGUCUGCAAUGCUGGAGAAUUGUCUGGAAAAGCUGAGGCUGGAGGAUCCCUAAUGCUAUGGAAAUCUGCUGUUCAAGUUGCACGCUGUAGACUUUGCAAGCUCCCCGCCCCUGUCCCUCUGUAAUUAGACUGUGACCCCAGUCGCUACCCCAGAUUCUCAGCGUGGUCCGCACCGAUAGUGACACCCCUUUGCGUUUAGAGUGACAUGCUCGCGCCUUUGGAAGAGCAGCCCGCGUGUGUGGGUGAGCCUUUGGAAUGAACCUUGUCCACGCUGCCUUGCUUUUGCCUGCAAAAGGCCACACUUAUGUGUGAGAGAGGAACUGUGCGCAUGCUUCACACAUCUGUUGUGCAGCUGCUCACUGCAAAGUCUGUACAGAGUAGGAACGUUCAGUACAGGCUUUUUUUUUUCUUUUUACAAUCACAGAAUCAUAGAAUGGUUUGGGUUGGAGGGGACCUUAAAGAUCAUCUAGUUCCAACCCCCCUGCCAUGGGCGGGGACACCUCCCACUAGACCAGGCUGCUCAAAGCCCGAUCCAGCCUGGCCUUGAACACUUCAGGGAUGGGGCAUCCACAGCCUUUCUGAGCAACCUGUGCCAGUGCCUCACCACCCUCACAGUAAAGAAUUUCUCCUAAUAUGUAAAUUUCCCCUUUUUCAGUUUAAAACCAUUAUCACGUGUCCUAUUGCUGCACUCCCUGACAAAGAGUCCCUCCCCAUCUUCCCUGUAGACUCCAUUUAAGUACUGGAAGGCCGCUCUUCUCCAGGCUGAACAACCCCAACUCUCUCAGCCUGCCUUCACAGGAGAGGUGCUCCAGCCCCCUGGUCAUCUUUGUGGCCCUCCUCUGGACCUGCUCCAACUGGUCCAAUUCCUUCUUACGUUGGAGCCCCCAGAGCUGGUCAGGGGGGUGUCUCACCAGAGUGGAGCAGAGGGGCAGAAUCACCUCCCUUGACCUGCUGCCCACACUUCUAUUGGUGCAGCCCAGGAUGCGGUUGGCUUUCUGGGCUGCAGGAGCACAUUGGUGGCUCAUGUUGAGCUUCUCAUCCACCAACAGCCCCAAGUCCUUCUCCUCAGGGCUGCUCUCAAUCCAUUCUCCACCCAGCCUGUAUUUGUGCUUGGAAUUGCCCUGACACAGGUGCAGGACCUUGCACUUGGCCUCAUUGAACUUCAUGAGUUUUGCACGAGCCCACCUCUCAAGCCUGUCCAGGUCCCUCUGAAUGGCAUCCGUUCCUUCCAGCGUGUUGACUGGGACACAUAGCUUGGUGUCAUCGGCAACCUUGCUGUGGGUGCAAUGUCAACACAAUGAAGGUGAUAACAAAAUAAAAGGGGUAGAAAUGAGAAAUACUUCACUAUGUCUGGGGAACAUAGCUUUUGCGUAAAAGAGGACGGGUGCCAGAGACAGCCAGCUGUGGUGAGGGAUGCUGCUGCCGGUAUCACUGGGACCGCAACACUUUUCCAUGGGGAAGAACAAAGAGCCAAAAGGGAGAGAAGGAUUUCACAGAAUAGCAGAAUUGUAGGGGUUGGAAGGGACCUUUGGAGAUCAUCUAGUCCAACCCCCCUUCCAGAGCAGGGUCACCUAGAGCACAGAAGAACGGAUGCUAUAAAUGCGUACAAAUUUUUAAAACCAACUGCAUAGCACUGUAAGCACUUUGAGGCCUCUUUUGUAUAGGUAAUACUUUCUUUGCCAAAUAAAACAUCU
Chroicocephalus ridibundus (black-headed gull) is the source of this 2179-nucleotide messenger RNA. Its product is annotated as histone acetyltransferase p300-like. NCBI's taxonomy places the organism in Eukaryota, Metazoa, Chordata, Aves, Charadriiformes, Laridae. The record is from RefSeq and is a predicted model, not a curated record. The coding region runs from base 86 to 538 and encodes 150 amino acids. The transcript is spliced from 4 exons. Gene Ontology annotation, molecular function: transcription coactivator activity; histone acetyltransferase activity; chromatin DNA binding. Gene Ontology annotation, cellular component: histone acetyltransferase complex; transcription regulator complex. Gene Ontology annotation, biological process: positive regulation of transcription by RNA polymerase II.